AUGGUUUUCAGUCCACAAACAUCGUUUUCCUUGGAAGGAACUGAUAUCCGCAUUCCAUCCUGUGAUCUAGGCACAUUUCAACCAGAUCCCAGCCUUAACCCCGAUACCUCCGUCAAGGAUUCCGUUCUACAAGCACUAAAGACAGGCUAUCGACAUAUUGACGCUGCACUCGCUUAUGGAUGGGGAUCUGUCGAAAGGGACAUUGGAGAUGCUAUUCGAGAAAGUGAAAUUCCCCGUGAGGAGCUGUUUGUGGUAACUAAGCUGUACGUGCUCCUUUAAUACAAGCUAGCGAAUUUCUGCAAUCCCCUACAACUAAAUUUCCCAUUGCCCACUUGCUAGUCACAAUUGCUUCCAUGCUCCCGAGGACGUCAGUGUAGGCAUGGAGAUGAGUCUGAAGAACCUGGGACUUGGCUACGUUAAGUCAGACCCUUCUAUUGUAUGUUCCACCGUAAUUGACGAAGUUUACUUUCUAGUGGACUUGUAUUUAAUGCACUGUAAGUUCUGUCAAUUGAUCCUUUUACUUUGUCUGAAUAAAAUAUUUGAAACAGUUCCGUAUGCAUACGUCAGAACAGAGACCUACGGAACACAAAGGCGUCCUGAUGGCAAGGCAAGUGACCCACUAGCACCCGUCUAGAGCCCACUUGAUUGACGCUUCAAAAACUGAUGUGUUGCAGCCACUUAUUGAUAUUCCCCUAUCCAAAGCAUUCGACGAAACUUGGGCGGCCAUGGAGAAAUUGGUGCUCAACGGGAAGACACGAUUGAUCGGUAUGUGGAAAUCAAUUUGUUGCAUACCUCAUCUAAUGAGAAUGCGUAUAGGCGUUUCCAACUUCUCCAGUCCAAAGUUGGCAAGAUUGUUGAAAACUGCCAAAUUCCACCCGGUUGCCAACCAAGUCGAAUUACACCUAUACUUCCCCCAACAGCCUCUAUAGGACUUUUGCAAAGAGAAUAAGAUUCACCUCAUAGUGCACAGUCCUUUAGGUGGUGUGCCAAUCCCAGUACUCGUAGGAAGAAAAAGCCCUGGUCGUUUAGAGGAUCCUCUCGUAAGUUAUCCCUGAUAGACAAAUCGACGAAAAACCGGUCAAACCGGCCACUAAAAGAAUCACAGGUAAAGGAGCUAGCGAAAAAAUAUGGUAAAACUCCUGCUCGGAUUAUUCUUUGCUACACCAUAUGCCGUGGCAUAUCAGUUUUGCCAAAAAGCAAUAAUAUCUCGCGGAUUUCCGAGAAUUAUCAAGUCUUUUUGAUUUGGACGAUGAAGAUUUUUGAAAGAUAG
This is a messenger RNA of Hymenoscyphus albidus, 1270 nucleotides long. The record is from the annotation of a GenBank genome assembly. Lineage: Eukaryota; Fungi; Ascomycota; Leotiomycetes; Helotiales; Helotiaceae.